GCGGCGUCGACGAUCUGCACACGUCCGCGAACGCGCGCGAAGAGUUCUUUGCGACGCACGCGUACGCAUUCACCUCGAGCGAGCGGUUUCCUGCGCUCGAAGGACGCGCGCGGCGGUCGCAUCCGGCGCGAGGUGGACGCGCGACGAGAGUUCGUUGGCCACCUUCGGCACGCGAGGUAGACGUCGAACGCGUCUCGCGUCCGUCGCGCGCGCGUGAGAAACGACGCGCGCGAUGUCCGCCGCGGCGUGCACCGCGCACGCUGCGGUCGCGUCGCGCAUAACUUCCGGGAUGCGCGCGUCGUCCGGGCGUUCGAGCGAUCGCGUCCGCGCGGACGGCGCGCGCACCGGGCGCGUCGCCGCACGGGAAAAAAACCAUAUCCGCUUCGCGAGGCGAGGGGUGCGAUGCCACGCCCUCGGGCGGUCGCCGUCGCCGUCGCGGAACGCCGGGGAUAAGGCGCCGAUCAAGACGAUCGGGGCGGAGGGUAGAGGCAAGGGCGUCGCUCCGAAGGCGGCGAACUCCGAGCUAGUCGCGGAGGACGAGGCCACGUCCACGUCGGGGGAUCUGCCGUCGCAGCUCUGGACGGAUGAGAUGUCGGCCAAGGUGGCGCAGCUGCAGGCGGCGCUGGCGGAGGUUGACAUAGACGCCGGCGUGUCGGACUCGGAGGACGUGAAGAUCCGGAAACGACUAGAGGACGGGUAUAACAUGGAGACGCCUAAACCCGUCGCGCCGCCGACGUCCGCGGCGACGGCGACGGCGCCGAGGACGAUGAAGACGGUCCUCGCGCCCGGCGACGCCGACGCGCCCGCGCGACGGGGACGACCGAAGGGCUCGAAGAACAAGAUCGCGAAGAAGCGCGGUCAGAGCGCCGCCGGAACGGGAUCGGCGGCGGACGGGAAGAGCGCGACGAUUUCGUCGAGCGCGACGACGCGCGCGGGGAACGUCGUCCGGAAGACGACGAAGAGGGACCCGUCGACGUCGCGGAGGCAAACGGACAGCAUGAAGACCUACCUCAAAGACAUCGGCUCCGUGUCGCUCCUCACGGGCGAGCAAGAGGUUGAGCUCGCGAUGCGCAUUCAGGACCUCGUCUACCUGGAGGGCGUGAGAGAGCAGCUCGAAGAGGAGGCGAAGAGGAGGAAACAGACGAGCGAGGUGAGCAAUUUCGACUGGGCCAUCGCGGCGAACGUCACCGAGCGCGAGCUCAAAGAACGGCUCGACGCGGGAAAACGUGCGAAGAACCAGAUGAUCCAGGCGAACCUUCGAUUGGUCGUCUCCAUCGCGAAGCGGUACGCGAACAAGUCGAUGUCGUUCCAGGAUCUCAUCCAGGAAGGCUGCGUCGGGCUCAUUCGCGGCGCGGAGAAGUUUGACUUCAAGCGCGGGUACAAGUUCUCCACCUACGCGCACUGGUGGAUCCGACAGGCUGUGACGCGUUCCAUCUCGGACCAGUCGCGGACGAUCCGACUCCCCGUGCACCUCUUCGAGAUCAUCUCGCGCAUGAGCAAAGUCGAGAGGCAGCUCGUGAUGAAGUACGGUCGAGACCCGACCACGGAGGAGAUCGCGGAGGUGAUGGACAUGACGGUUGAGAAGAUCAACCAGAUUCAAAAGGCGUCGCUCGUGCCCAUAUCGCUGUCGCAGAGCGUCAACGACGACGACUCGCGCACCGUGGAGGAGACGCUCGUGGACGACCACGCGGAGCACCCGGACGACGCCACGGGGAAGGUGUUGCUCAAAGAAGACCUCGAGAACGUUUUGAACACGCUGUCGCCGAGGGAGAGGGACGUCCUGCGGCUGCGGUACGGGAUGGACGACGGACGCGUCAAGACGUUGGAGGAGAUUGGCAACGUGUUCAGCGUGACGCGGGAACGCAUUCGGCAGAUCGAGGCCAAGGCGCUUCGGAAGCUGCGGCAGCCGUCGCGGAACGGGAUCUUGCGGGAGUACCUCCCGAACGAUCACGACGCGGUCAAGGGUGACGUCGGGGACUCCGUGGACGUCGCGUGAGCGAGCGAGUUUGUCCCGUGGGUCCCCCGCGCGUCGACGACGACGACGGAGAAGAAGAGGGCGGACGGACGGCGAUCCGUCUCGUCGCGUGUUGUUCGCGCCGCCGCCGAAAUCGGCGGCGUCGCGCUGUAUCACCUACUACCAUUCUUUGUCUUGUAUUAGAGACGAAUCAAACCAAACC
Molecule: messenger RNA, 2177 nt
Organism: Micromonas pusilla CCMP1545
Lineage: Eukaryota; Viridiplantae; Chlorophyta; Mamiellophyceae; Mamiellales; Mamiellaceae
Exons: 2
Coding region: 233-1996 (587 amino acids)
Biological process (GO): DNA-templated transcription initiation; regulation of DNA-templated transcription
Molecular function (GO): sigma factor activity; DNA binding
Source: RefSeq, a predicted model, not a curated record